This is a messenger RNA of Entelurus aequoreus (snake pipefish), 7215 nucleotides long. RefSeq names its product forkhead box P4 (gene foxp4). NCBI's taxonomy places the organism in Eukaryota, Metazoa, Chordata, Actinopteri, Syngnathiformes, Syngnathidae. Bases 535 to 2679 code for a protein of 714 amino acids. Gene Ontology annotation, biological process: regulation of transcription by RNA polymerase II. The transcript is spliced from 18 exons. The record is from RefSeq and is a predicted model, not a curated record. Gene Ontology annotation, cellular component: nucleus. Gene Ontology annotation, molecular function: DNA-binding transcription repressor activity, RNA polymerase II-specific; RNA polymerase II cis-regulatory region sequence-specific DNA binding.
UGAUUUCCAGCGAGGAAGCGUCAGAGUGGAUGCCAAAAAAGAGCGGAGCAGCCGCGGACAAGUUCGUGGCGCUGAAAAAGAUUUUUUUUUCCCCCAGAUAAAAAAAAAGCGCUAGCGGUUCCUUCUUUUUUUGUUGUGGUUGUUGUUGCUGAGGAGCGAGCAGGAGAGGCGAAGACGAGUGAAGUUGCGCGCAGUGUGGCAGACUUUUAGCCGCACAAUUGUUGUGACUCCAGAGGCGCACAAAGAAGCCAAGAAGACGCAGGAGAGGACUAACUAACUCCGCGUCUUCUCCUCUUUUGUCUCCCUCCGCGUUCUUUUGCAGUCCUGCGUUUGACGAAUAUUUUUUAAAGUUUUUUUUUUUUUUUUUUUCCUCCGUGCGUGUGUCUCCCACCGGCGUGUGUGGCCUUUUUUUGUCGCCGAGAGAGCGAGUGGACGCGCGGGGGGCCGAGAGGAGCCGGAGCCGGGCUGCCCACAUGCUCCAACCACCGGCGUGAAAGUUGACUUCUUCCCGACACGAGAGAACAGGUGCCAGUGAUGAUGGUGGAAUCGGCCUCUGAGACCAUUCGAACCACGCCGUCCGGCCAGAACGGAGUCAGCAGCCUCAGCGGCCAAUCGGACGGCGGUGGAGGGAGAGAAGGCGGGUCGAACGGAGACGCCAACGGAGAACUCAGCCCGGUGGACCUACUGCACCUGCAGCAGCAACAGGCUCUCCAGGCUGCCAGACAGUUCCUCCUCCAGCAGGCCUCUGGGCUCAACUCCCCUGGCAGCAACGAGGUCAAACAGAGUCCCGUGCAGGUGCCUGUAUCCAUGGCUAUGAUGAGCCCACAGAUGAUCACUCCACAGCAGAUGCAACAGAUCCUGUCACCCCCUCAGCUCCAGGCUCUGCUGCAGCAACAGCAGGCUCUCAUGCUAUCGCAGUUACAGGAGUACUACAAGAAGCAGCAGGAGCAGUUGCAUCUGCAGCUUCUGACUCAACAGCAGCAGCAACAACAACAGCAACAACAACAACAACAACAGCAACAACAACAACAGCAACAACAACAGGCUGGCAAGCAAGCAGCAAAAGAGCUCGGCAGCAAGCAGCUGGCCUUCCAGCAGCAGCUGAUCCAGAUGCAGCAGCUUCAGCAGCAGCACAUCCUCAACCUGCAGAGACAAGGCCUGGUGCCCCUGCAGCCCACCGCCGCCAUGCAGUCCCUGCAGCAAGCGAUGUGUCCGUCGGACCUCCAGCAGCUGUGGAAGGAGGUGUCGGGGGUGCCAAGCGGCGAGGAGGCCUUGAAGCAAGCCGAGGGCCUGGACUUGAGCACCAACAGCUCCAACUCUACCUCAGCCUUCCCCAAAGCGGCCAGCGCGCACAUGCCACUGCACAGCCUGCCCAAUGGACAGAGCCACACCCCAAAGAGAGACAGAGCCAGACUGUUUGAGUGGAUCUCCUCGUUCACCAAGGCUGACAGUGGAGAUGACCGUGGCCCCCCUUACUCCAAAGGCAACCCUGCCAGCCAUCAUGAGGAGCACGCCGGCUCCCAUCCUCUCUACGGCCAUGGGGAGUGUAAGUGGCCCGGCUGCGAAGCACUGUGUGAGGACAUGGGGCAGUUCAUCAAGCACUUGAACAACGAGCACGCCCUGGAUGACCGCAGCACCGCUCAGUGUCGAGUCCAGAUGCAGGUGGUGCAGCAGCUGGAGAUACAGCUGGCCAAAGAGAGCGAGCGACUCCAGGCCAUGAUGACCCACCUGCACAUGCGCCCCUCGGAGCCGAAGCCUUUCAACCAACCUUUGAACCUGGCAUCCAGCGGCUCUUUUCUCAAGCGGGACAGCGACCUCUACCCAGAGGGCCUCCCUCACCCACCCACCUCAGCUGCGACCCCCAUCACUCCGCUGCGCCAGGGACCCUCGGUCAUCAGCUCGUCCAGCCUCCACAGCCACUCCCACGCGCACGCCGUCGGGCCCAUACGUCGGCGCAACUCCGACAAGUACUGCACGCCCAUCGCCUCAGAGCUGGCUCAGAACUGUGAGUUCUACAAGAACGCUGAUGUUAGGCCCCCUUUUACUUACGCUUCUCUUAUACGCCACGCCAUUCUGGAGUCCCCAGACAGACAGUUGACUCUGAACGAGAUCUACAACUGGUUUACACGGAAGUUCGCCUACUUCAGGAGAAACACGGCCACGUGGAAGAAUGCCGUGCGCCACAACCUGAGUCUGCACAAGUGUUUUGUCCGCGUGGAGAACGUGAAGGGGGCCGUGUGGACUGUGGACGAAGUUGAAUACCAAAAGAGGAGACCACCAAAGAUGACCGGGAGUCCAACUCUGGUGAAAAAUAUGAUUUCAGGCCUGGGCUUUGGAUCCCUAAACGCCAGCUACCAGGCAGCCCUGGCAGAGAGCAGUCUGUCCUUGCUCAACAGCUCUUCCCUGGUGAACCCUCCGUCUGCGGCCAGCCUCAACAUGCUACAUGUGGGCCACGACGACGUCAGCUCCACCGUGGAGCAGGUCAACAGCAACGGCAGCUGCAGCCCCACGCUCAGCCCGCAGCAGUACAGCCACGCGGUGCACGUGAAGGAGGAGCCCACCGAGAUCGAGGAGGACUGUCGGCCCAUCUCCCUCCUGGCCGGCAUCACACACGGCCUGCCGCUGUCGAGCGACGACCGUGACCUGGAGGAGGACAUGCCCACCGACGAUCUGGAGUAAGAUGGAUCCAGGGGGCGGGGCUUAGGCAGAGCAGUCUCUGAAGAAGAAACAAUAGCAAAAAGGAAACGAAAACAAGUUUUCUUUCCUUUUUUUUUUUUUUUUUUCGAAUAUUUGUCGUUACGAGCAAGCAACCAAGGAUGACAUUAAGAAACUCCAAGCAGGGUUUUAAAGACCUCCAUCAAGUACUCUUUAACUCGCCGUAUCACACACACGCACACACACACACACACUCACUCACACACGCACACACUCCGUCACUUGUCCAAGCCUCCUUCCAAACUUCUCUACGGAGACCCCAAGGAGGUUUGGACCCUCCCUCGAGGAUGGCGUGUAUAUAGCUUUGGAGCAUCUGCCCUGGGGGCGGAGUCUAAGGGGGGCUGUGCAGUAUCCCCCCCCUCCUCACCCCCCCAUUGGAGUCAAUCAUUUCAUUUACCAAACUCAACUUUUCAGAGAAGACGGACGCUUUCAAAGAAUACCUCGACCCGUGCUCUCUAGGAGGGGGGUGCGCAGCAAGGGGGGUGUGGCUCCUCACUCACGGACAUCUUUUAGGCUUUUAAGUGAGUUAUGAAAAACAAAAAAAAAGAAAGAAGAAGAAGAAGAACACACUGCCCCGGCCACCCAAAAAGACUGCAAGCAAAGGAGCGUCCCCGUUUGGGAUGGAGGGAUGAACACUCGUAGACGGAAACAGCCAGAAAUAUUGUGACAAAAAAAAAAAAAAAGGAACCAGAUGACGAUAUGGAAUAUAACAAGUGUGGUAGCUUUCUUUGUCAGUUUUUUGUUAUGUUGUUAUCAUUCUUUACUUUUUGCGAUGAUUAUUUCCAUGUUAUCUUCCUUCAGGACGUUGUGUUUGUUUGGCACCAUUCCUUUCCUAAAGAGUACGACUAAAGUAGAAAAACGCAGUAUUGUCCCUUCUCCCGUUCACUGCCAAAGUGUCGCCGGGCUAGAAAUGUGGAGAUAGCACUUAAUACCUUUUCCGUGGGUCCAGACAGGAUUAUUUCCAUUUGCUUGUUUUAUUCCGCUUGUUUUUUUCUUUUAGUCAAGAGAUGUGAGUCAUGCUUUAAAAGAAAUGUAUAUGAAUGCAGUCUUAGAGUACCUCAUCCUACUCAAGUUCCAGAUUGACGGGAAGUAGUUUUCGUAGGACACCAAAACAAGGCUGGAUUCAAAGCGCACGUGUUCGAGGAUCGUCACCUGACUUUUAGACAUUUAAAAAAAAAAAAACAUUACCUUUCUCUACAGUGCCAUACCAAAUUGAACAUUUGCUUCGAAAAUAUCUGCUUCUCACUCCCGCAUUCUUUUUUUUUUUUUUACAGGUAACCAAAGAAAUGUUUAGAAAACCAAAAACCCUUUUCUUUGUUAUUAUUUUACUACUAUUAUUAGUAUUAGAGUCUCCCUUCUUAUUCUUUAAAAAACUGGCCAAAAGACAACAAACCAGAAGUUUUGAGCUGUUUUUUUUUUUUUAUUGUGAUGUUUAGUUUGUUUGAAAGUUGAACAGGACUACAGUUGCUGACCACACCCGCAAACCAAAGUGAAAACUGGAAAAUGGACUUGGAAGCUUUUGUCGGUUAAAAACUGCUCGCAUCAGUGAUGAGGCCAAAUACACAGAGGAGUUUUAUUACACUUAAAAGGAAGAAAAAUGGUUAAAACCACUGCAGAGAAAAAAAUAAUCAUAUUUUCAUCUAGUCAUUUACAAAAAAAUGACCACCUUUUUUAAAAAAAAGUCACAUUUUGAUCAUUUUUUUCCCCAAAAAUUCUAUUUUUCUUACAAUUUUUUUUUCCCAUUUACAAAUUAUUUUUCUUCACAAAAUCAAAUUAUCAUCGGAUAUUUUUUUACUCAAAAUGUUAAAACUUUAUUCCCAUAAAACGUUACCUUUUUUUACAUGAAAAAUGUCGUCAUAAGAAUAGCUUUAUUUUAGCAAAAUUACUUUAUUCUGAUAGGACUUACAAAAAUGACUAGUCUCACAAAAGUAAAACUUUUUUCUUAUAAAAUAAAUUUUGCAGAAGUAAGAUAUUCUUAAAAAAUGCAUCAUUUUUCAUUAAGAGAAAGAUUUUUCCAACUAAGUCUCACCUUAUUUUCAAUUUUUAAAAAAAUACAUUUUGAUAUAAGAAGAAAAUAAUUACAAAAUUGUAACUUAUAAUUCAUUAUAAAAAUAAAACUUUUUUUUUUUUUAUCCAUUCAGAAUCUUCAGGCUUUAUCCCAUAAAAUAUUACUUUUUUCAUGAAAACUACUACUGUCAUAAUAAGAUUAUGCUUUUUUUUUUUUAGCAACAUGUCUGACUUGAUUUAGUUAGGACUUACAAAAAUUACUUUAGUAUCACAAAAUCACACCUUUUUUCCUCCAAAAAUUACUUUUUGCAGAAGUCAAAGAUUUUCUAAAUUAACUCUCACCUUCUUUUGAAAAAAAAACCAACAAUAAUAACUGAAUCAUGAUUAAAAAAAAUUAUAUAUAUUUGUUUCAAUAUUGUCAGUUAUUUUGUAUUCAGACUUUAUUCCCAUGAAAUAUUACCGUCGUCAUAAGAUUAUUAUUCACUUUUUUUUUUAGCACAAUGUCUGACUUUAUUUUGUUGGGACUCACAUUAAAUGCUUAAAUCUUACUAAAAAUAUGCUCAUCUUAAAAAAAAAAAGAAUUUUACUUUUUUCAUGACGAUUUAGUUUUUCCAUUAAUAUUAAGACUUUAGUCAUGAGUCAAGAUUAUUAUUUUUAUAUUCAGACUUUAUUCCCAUAAAAUAAUACAGUCAGCAUUUUGUAUAACCAAAAUGUCUGACUUUAAUCCGUGCAGACUCACAAAAAUCUAUUCUCUCAUCUCAUAAAAUUAUUUUUCCUCCAAAAACGAGGAUACUCCCAUAAAUGGCGUAAUAUUAAUGAAGAACAUUACUUUUUUCCAAAAUCAUCCUCACCUUACGACUUUUUUCUUCUUUGCAGUGGAAGUACUACUCCUUGGUACACAAUAGUAUUACCAGCAUGCACAGUUCCUCUGGCAAAGACAAAGAAAAAACACUUACAGGUGAAAAGCCUGCGUCUGGUGUCGUCGGACUUAAGUGUGUUCCAAACACGAGCGGAACCAAGUCGUUCCAAAAAUGUGUGGCGACAAGGAAGGAACAGACAACCAACGCUCACAAAGUCGAUAUUUAUGUACGAGGGCAACAGCCGAGAGACGACACGUAUCCAAGAAGUUCUUAACCUUUGCACUUCAUGCCAUUUUUCUUAUUUAAUUGAACUGAAAAAAGACAGACCAAAAAGAACACUACCUCCUUUUCGGAACUCUGCGAUGUACACUAGGAAGGGGAUUCGUAUGUGGCGGUUUACCUGACACAUGAAAUGUGACAAAUUGGGGGGAUGCACUAUCCACUUUAGUAAAUAUCUUGAAAUGUGGCAAUUCCAACUUUGACCACUGUUGCUAUACAGAGUGGCGCUUUCCAUAAUUUUCUGCAGACUGCAUGGCAAAAAUUAUUUACCCCCCUCUUCCUCUUGCGCGAGAUCCACCCAGGAAUGGGUGAUGAAUCCCUUCCCUACUGUACUUCCUUGUGCAUCCUUGCUGAAUAACCACGACGACAAAUGCCUAAAAUGUUGGUUCUUAUCUGGUCUCCCUGACACCAAAACCGAAGAUCUGUUAAAAAAAACUACCUCGCUCUGGCUAAAAACCAUCAGGUUUUGAUGAAUUGAUCGCACACACACACUCACACACACUUACUUUGAGCAGGGGUGUCCAAACUAUGUUCCGCGGGCCAAGUGGAGCCCGCCGGCGUGUUCAUUUUGGCCCGAGAGACGUCAUGAGAUUAGUAAGGACUCUGGCCCCCGGGGAUCCUCCAUCUUAAUUUGAAACAUCUGACAGUAUAUUUGCUGCGAUUUAGUCGCCCUCAUGUGGACUUUGUGGGUAAUUCCAAUUAAUGACCAUGAAUUGCACAUAGCAGUGUACACAGCUCGGCAUUUUUAUACAAACAACCUUUCCCAGUCAUGGCGCAAACAACCAACACAGAAAGUCGACACACGUGGUCGCACAUAACACGACCUGCUCACUGAUCUUUAUGGGUAGUAUAAGAAAAAUGUACAAGCACAACACAUAAUUCAAAAUUACACCCGUUCAAAUCCUCUACAGUCAUCCAUGUAUGGCGUAUUUUAACCGCUUGAUAUUUCUUUAAGAAGGUCAUCAAGUAAACAUGGUAGGAGUCAAAUUUUUACAUACUCUUAAUAUCCAUUGGGCGGUAUAGGUUCGGUUGGUAGAGUGGCCGUGCCAGCAACUUAAGGGUUCCAGGUUCGAUCCCCGCUUCCGCCAUCCUAGUCACUACCGUUGUGUCCUUGGGCAAGACACUUUACCCACCUGCUCCCAGUGCCACCCACACUGGUUUAAAUGUAACUUAGAUGUUACAUUUACAUAUAGGUUUCACAAUGUAAAGCGCUUUGAUUCACUAGAGAAAAGCGCUAUAUAAAUAUAAUUCACUUCAAUUAUCUUAUGUAUUAAUUAUAUAUACCCAUUAUAUUAAUAUAUAUGUAAAUAUUUAAAUAUAUGUGUGUGUGUGUGUGUGUGUGUGUGUGUGUGUG